CGAGUUGGCACACAUGCGCGGACUGCGGACAUCGACUCCGGUCGGUCGGCGGCCAAGAUGGUGGCCGACGUAGAGCAGCUGGACUGAGCUGGAGCAGGAGCACACGGAGCGGCCUUCAGUGCGGUUGUUGUGCGUUCUUCGAUGUCAGCAGUCGUAGUGCUGGCGGUCUCUCCGGCCAGUCUAUAAUGUCGUCGAAGUACGCCAAGCUCGAUCAAGACUACCAGAGACUCGUGGGCGAGAUGGGGGUGCUGCGCUGCCGCCUGGAGAGCAAGGGGGAAGCCUUGCUAAUCCUCACUCGGGACCUGGAGCAAUGCCAGAGCGAGCGAGACCAGUACAAGCUUAUGGCCGACCAGCUACGAGAGCGCCACGCCGAGCUCAAGCGGCGCGUCCAGGGCUGGGGCCCUACCAUAGCUGGUGUCUACGACGUCAGGAACCUCAAGGGUCAAGCGGAGAAAAGCCUGGCACAGCUGUUGUGCGAGAUGAAGGAGCAGAACCGGGCCCUGCAGACUGAGCUGACAGACGUCAGGCAGAAGCUGCAGGAGGCGCGGGAAGACGGCAAGCUGCUGCGCGAGCAACUCCGGGACCGGCAGAGCCUGGCCGCAGGGGAGGAGGAGCCCUGCCUGGGGCCUGGGGACCGGAUCGCCCUUGUCACACAGCUGGAGGCCGUGCGCUCAAAGUGCCAGCUGCUGGAGCGAGACCUGCAGGCGGUGCUGGAUGAGAAGGAGGAGCUGGUGCGCUCGUCGGAUGCCUACCGGCACAAGGUGGACCGCCUGAACCUGCAGCUGAACCUGGUGCUGCGGGGGGAAGGCCACGUUCCGGUCGACGUUGACGCCCUCAUCACGGAGAACAGGUAUAUGCAGGAGAGGAUUCAGCUGCUUCAGGAAGAGAAGUCCUUGCUGCUCACAUCCCUCAACAAAUACAAGAGCCUGGCCGAGAAGAACAGGGGCCGUGGCGCGGCAGGUGGCAUCGCAACUGGGAUCUCAAACAAGCAGAUGCAGCAGUUGCUGCAAGGGUGCUCCACGGACGUGUCGUCUGCCACUGCGGACGUCCGGAGCCUGGUGGCGCUUCUGCUGGAGUCCCUCAACGACCGCACCUUGGCCCUGAACCACCAGCGGAAGGCAAACAAGGUGCUGGGAAAGCGCAUCACGGAGCUAGAAAGCAGGCUCAAGGCUGGCAAUGGUGCCUGGAGAGCUCCCCAAAGGACCAGAGCCCUGUCGGACUCAAGCCACCUGAACGGGGAAGAGCAGCUGUCCAACGGCAGGCUGCCUUCGCUCAACGGCGCAGCUGGCUCAGGAGUGGCGGAAGCACCGAGGACCGUGGUGUGUCGGGAUGGCCCCGAGCCGUCGGCCAAUGACGUGCCGGAGGACGAGGACCUCCCGGCUGACCUGCGGCGCAUGCUGUCGGCGGCCAUGAAGGAGCUGGGCAGCAGCCGCCCGGGUUCGCCCCCCGAGGAGACCCAGCCCAGCUGCUGAUCUGGCCGCUUUGAGACCCGCACGCCGGAAGCGCCACGCAGCGACCCGCCUCCUGUCCUCGCUCGUGCUCGUCGACAAGCAUCCAGUUGGGCCUGAAAGAAGCGGGGCCACGGCUUGCCGGAGUCACCCUCACUGAGACGAGCUCUUGCCGAGCGGCUGCAUCGUUUGCAGACGGUGCCAGGCUGCGUGUCCUAGUUCACCUUGACACGUUGGCCGCAUCGUUUGCUUCUUCUACGCGUUUCGGCGAAAGUUCAACACUCUCCUGUGCUAUCGUGGUGGUGCGCUUGGAUUACUGCGCAGGACAAAAAAAUGUUUGGCAGCGUGGUAUCGCCGGCCCUCGACUGUAACCAAAGGCGAUAUGGUCGAUUGGAGGGUUCUUUUUGGGAUCUCUUCCGCAUUCCAAAGUGCUCGUAGGACUUGGUUCAGCAAAGAGGCGAAUUGUGCAUUCUGGUUUUCUCAGUUCGUGGCUGUGCACUAUACGCCCGACACCCGCAGUCAAAAAGUUUGUUCGAACAACGGGAAAGUCCCCCGACCCGCGGGUGGCUUUUCCGUCGACCGCAGCGAGAAGCGCGGGACAUUCGCACUAGUCGCCGGCGAGUGCAAUUCGUAGUGAGCAUGCUGAAAUGUAAAAGUUGAAACAUGGUGUGACUGAGCAGCACAGGAAGGAACAAUUCUGCCAUUUUGUUCAGUCAUUUAGUUGUUCACACUUGUUGUCUGGUGUACAGUAUGCAAGUUUUUUCUAUUACUUCUACACAAUGAAGUGACUUAGCCACUGAAUGGAGAAAGAAUGUGGCUCCUCCACCCGUUGUAUCAAAUGCUUUGUAGCCACGAUUGGUAAUAUUGGCUACGAAUGGCCAUACAUAUCUUCAGUGGGGCUCCAGAAAACCGGGGUGAGUGCCCAGAUGUGUUGAUGCAGACCACUCCUAGUCAAUUCUAGUCCCAGCUCAGUGAUGUAGAACUAUUGUAUGUGAGCAUUGGCCCUUUUGACAUGGUGGUUCUAGUCUUUUGUGAACAUUGGAACUUCAAAAGUACCCGACACUCUAUUAACUUUAUGGAAAAAAAAUGUGUUGGUGUGGGUCAGGAUUGAAGAAAGAAUAAAUAUGUUAAACAACCACAUCUUGCAAGUCGAUCAUAUGUAAAGCUUUGCAGUGCAGUCCUGAACAGGUCAGUUUCAGUUGGUGAAACAUUGCCACUGCCACUCUUAGAUCUGACUUCGUCGAACAUUCGGUGCGUAGGCGAUACAAGCUACUCUCAAGUCUGCCAUUCAUGUCGACAGACUUGGUCUUGAAAAGGUCAUGCUUUGGGUCUUUUCUGUGUGGCAGUUGCCCAAAGAUUCAAUGUGGGGGGCAAUCGGUCUGAACGUGCACUCGCUUAUUGCUCUCGCAGUAGAAAACUACUAAAAAGCUACUGUUAUGUAGCAUGUGCAUAUUUGAAGAGUGACCUUGGGCAGUAAAGUUUGCUGCUCAAUCCCAAGUGCAUUAGUGCAAGUUAUUGCCAAUCCUGGGUGAGGAUAUGCAGUGCGUGCCAAGCUAAGCUCACUGGCCUGGAGAGACUUUAAUGUCAGUGUGGUCUUUCAAAUGAGCGAUGCUGAAAACUUAACUUGUGCAUUCUUACAAGUGCCGUGGAAGAGGCGGCUCGUCUAGGUUCCAUUUGCAUACCAUGCAAUGACCGCUGUGCUUCCAAGUGGUGAACAUUAUUCUUGAUUCGAGGGUUUAAUGCAGCCUCUUGAAAAUGGCUGAACCUGCUUACAAAAGAGGCCCACAAAAGACUCCAUCAUUCCAUUUUUAGGAAAUGACUAAAUACUUGUUUAAAACCAUUUUUUUUUUUUUAAGUGUUGGCAGUGUGAGAACACAUUUAACAUACAUGUAGUCCACGCAUUGAUUUUUUGAGUUUAUUAUCGAUAAUGUCUUUGUUUGGUUCUCGAAUAUCUAGUCGCAAGAAUGCUUGAGAGUAUUUAUGCGAGUGUUUUGGUUCAGUCUCAAUCGCAUUUUAUUGAUCUCUGCACAUUUCGACAGAUUUUUUACAUGGAUUCCAAGGUUUCUCAUGAGUUUUAGAAUAGUCUACUAUCAGUCGUACGACUAUUGAUAGUUUUGCACGACUGCCAAGCAGGGAAGAAGCACCAAAGAAAGAUGUACACCCAGAGCAAUCGAGUACAGCACUUGCACGUCCAGAAUCCCACUCUGUAUCUUGUUUCUGAUUUUAAACAAUCUCGCGUGAAUUUGCUAAUUUGCUGGUCUCCUAUCGACAGAAAUCGUUGCCCUCCGCUCUACGUGGUCUCAUGGAAGCAGCAUUCCUGUUUUUUGUGAACGAUAGUUAAACUGCACGAGCAAGUGCAGUGGUCAAAACAUUCUGUACCCGUGACAUUUGUAAGUUGCCCUCUGGGUGCAUAGAGUCUACCAUAUAUUGCUGUGCAAAGGUCGACUCCGAGUCCAGGCCCCUCCCUCAAAUACUGACGAAUAAAAAAAAAAUUUUUUCGUUG
Ixodes scapularis (black-legged tick) is the source of this 3951-nucleotide messenger RNA. RefSeq names its product coiled-coil domain-containing protein 149. The coding region runs from base 186 to 1472 and encodes 428 amino acids. Lineage: Eukaryota; Metazoa; Arthropoda; Arachnida; Ixodida; Ixodidae. The transcript has 12 exons. The record is from RefSeq and is a predicted model, not a curated record.